AUGAUGCGUCGCAACUCCGAUAUCGAGAUCCAACUUCCAGAUGCUGGCUCGACCCCCCUUUCCCCGGAAACCGUGAGCGAGCCGGACGUGGAAAUGCUUUCCGGCGAACCCGCACCUCAGCUGACUCUGCCGCCACACAUCGCCGCUCGCUUCUACCGUCGAAGCAGCAAGGUCCGGCGCGGAUCAACCGCCUCGUCGCGACGCAGCUCUAUUUCCUCCCUCCAUUCACACCAUUCGAACGCCUCGUCCAAUGGCUCGACCAGCGCGGACCACAUCGCCCAGCACCUGCGCCGGACCACCAUCCUGGAAACCCGCAAGGCGCGAUUGGCCGACCGCGCCUUACAUGCUGAGAAGGUGAGAUUGCGUGCCGCGCUCGCAAAGGCGGCCACCCGGAAUUUGCACAUUGAGGAGCGAGCAUUGGCAGCUCAACAGGCCCGGGAACGCCUCCUUGCAGACAUUGCGGCUAAGUGUGAGGAUCAGGUUAAGCGGGCCAAGAAGAAGGCCGAGGAUCAGCGGGAGAAGCAGGCCGCGGAGUUCGCGCGCGCACGGCUGGAGAUGGCAGAGAAGUUUGCCGAGGCUGAGAAGCGACGGACCCUGUACCAGCAAACUCACCGGCGCCAGCGCACCAGCAGCCUGCCUGCGGCGGAGGAGAAGAAGAUGGCCCGCGCGGUGACCAAGUCGCUUACCCAGGAUGCGGCGGCCCGCAAGAUUCAACGGGUUUGGAGAACCCACCAUGCGAAGGCUGUGAUGCAGGAAUUCAAUGGGUUGAAUCUCUCAGUGGAACGAGUCCGGGAAAUGUCGUUCGAGGAAGUGGGAGCCCUGCUCUCUAACCGCGAAGUUCUGAACACCAUGACCAAGGUUCUUCGGCUUUGUGGACUGCAGGAUAUGGAAGGUGGUGCGCUGGGCGAGCGCGGCGCGGUGCGGACGUUCCUCAGCACAUAUCUGAUUGUCACGCAUCCCGCGGAGGUUCUGAGCGGAGACGGCGAGCAGGAGCAGGAUCUCAUUUCCAAGGCGCGCGAGCUCCUGGUGGUCUUCGACCAGGUCACUGGGCUGCUUUCAUCUGGCUGCUGCUCUCCAUCUGUGAUCACGGUGGAUCUUCAAAUGCUGUGCGAGUCCCACAAUGUCUUCUUCUCUGCAUUCCAUGCAUGGAAAUCACAUGAUUCAACCGUUUUGAUUGAGAUUAUGUUGGCGCAAUUCAUCGAGCUGGAGCUCAUCUGGCAGACCGUCAAGGACGACCAGGCCGGCGGAGUUGCGGAGGAUUACCGCCAGGGCAUUCGACAGAACCAGAUUCUCCUUCUGGCCCGACUGAAGCGGCUCGCGGGAUCGGACCGGGCCAUGCAAAUGAUCCGCACAUCGCUCAAGAAGGCCAAGCGAGAGAAGAAGCGGUCGUCCUCCAAGCAGGCCAUUCCUCGAUCGGCCGAGGUGGCUACGGCGUCAUCGACCGACGUCUUAACUGAGAGUGUCACAUCUCCCAUUAGCGAAUCCUUCAACAACAUCGAUGCCGCCGUUCUCCAGGAGCUGGAUAAGCAGCGGACGUCGCCGCAUGAGCGGUUCACCAAGAUCCUCACGGCCCUUCCGGACAACCGGGAGCUGGUCCAUGAGCUACUCCUCAACAAAGAAUUCAAGAUCGAGGAAUCGUCCUACACGGGUCCUCGCAGAAGCAUCAUGGAGCAUAUGUGCGAACAAAUGAGACAGGACGUCGAGGCUGGCCAUGGCACUGGUUGGACUGUUGCCAUGGCCACAGUGAUCCAAGACCGACUGCUUCGAUCACUGCGGCCCGGCAAUUCCCUUUACGUACUGAUCAGCGAGGUGCUGGAUCCAAAGCUUGUCGAGAGCCAGUGCAAGGCGGGCUCAUUUUCCUACGACAAUUUCUUCGACUUUAUGAACACCAUUUUGCCACGUCUCUGUGCUCCAUACCGCGAUCCGGCUGUCAAAGAGUUCGCCGAAGACACCUCCGGGGAUGCAAUUGACCGCUUGGCCAGAUUGAUGGGUAUCAUCGAUCUGCUGUCGCUGGACCACACGAACUUUAUGAUUCAGGUUGCCGCGCCGCAAUUGAUACAAGAGGCGCCUGGUUAUGAACAGCGGACGUUCGAUCGAGGCGUUGCUGAUGGGUCAAUCAGCCUGGGCAAGACUCGAAGAUUCUGGCGAACUCACCGCAAGAUGAUCGUCGACGAAAUGAAGAAGCGAGACCCAGAGAAUAUCCAUGGCGAGCCUUGCCCGCCUGCUACACGGGUGUACGCUCAUGGUCUCGCAGAUCUGGUUCUGAGCAAUGGAAUAGUCUCCGAAGAUUUGAUUCCAGAGACGCUGGUUUUGGACCACCAGCGACUGGAACGCUUGCACGCAAAGGCAUUUCAAAUCGUAGCGACCGCAUCCAUCCUCUUGACUGCGAAGAACCUACUCAAGCGGGAUGCUCGGUCCCAGUGGAAGCCUGAGGCGGACCGAAUCAUGUCCCUCGACUUCAACGAGAUCAGUGCCGAGCGUGUCCAGUCUAUUCUCGAAUCGACACACCCGAUGCCGCCCAACGCUAGCGCGCAGCUGGCGUCCACCAUCCGGCGGGUUCUUGCACCAGUCGCGAAGGCCAGCUCUACCGCCGCACCGCAGGCCAGUGUACAAGUCAACGUGAAUACUUCCAGAAUUCCAGCAACUGAACCCAAUGGGAGUGCUCCAUCUGCACCCAGCUUCUCAGACCCGGUUGCCCGGUUAAUUCUCUCCCGUCUACGAAGCCAUAUUCUCUCGCGCCUGAGCGCCUCCAGUGCCUCGGAGCGUGUGAGAGCAACCACAACCGCCAGCCAGAGCCUGGCUGGAGCCGGUAUGCCCGAGUUUGUGAAUGACGUUGGAAAGCUUGUGGAUGAGCUGGAGAAGGUGCGGGAGGUGGAUUGGCUCUGUCAUGGAGCAGUUUACGAUCGUCUAUAUGAAGAAGGUGUUUCCUCGCAGUAG
This is a messenger RNA of Penicillium argentinense, 2937 nucleotides long. Its product is annotated as IQ calmodulin-binding motif domain protein. The transcript has a single exon. NCBI's taxonomy places the organism in Eukaryota, Fungi, Ascomycota, Eurotiomycetes, Eurotiales, Aspergillaceae. The record is from RefSeq and is a predicted model, not a curated record. Bases 1 to 2937 code for a protein of 978 amino acids.